AUGCCAAAUGAACCGUGGCAUGGAGGCGAACUGCAGUGUGACGCUGUUAGAUUUGGUGUCAUAAUAUCUCGACUCGACCGUGUCGGCUUGCCCACUCUUGUUCGCUUGUCACGCAAACUCUACGAGAUCGACCAGCGAAACAAGUCGGAAACAGUCCCGCUCAAUUCUCCGCCUCACUGGAGCUCGCCCCUGAUUCGAAUGCGCAUCCAGACUCCCGAGGCCAAGCCACGCCGUGGUAUCAAUGCACGCAAAAUGCAAUACGCGGCUAUGGGCUGGUGGCGGAGAAUGAGGAACAAGUUCAAGAACAGGAGCUCCAAGAAGAGCGCCCGGCCGACCAGGUUCGCGGGCCACGGGAGCCCCUUCGACGACGUCCCGCGCGUGUCGACCGCGACGUCGCCGCCGAGGACGCCGCCCAAGCAGGCGCUGUUCGAGGAGGACACCAUCUCGCUCUUCCGCCCGUCCAUGAUGUCCGACCGCUCGGGCCCGAACCCGCACCUGAUCUUCGACAGGACGCGCGGGUACUAG
Molecule: messenger RNA, 525 nt
Organism: Diaporthe citri
Lineage: Eukaryota; Fungi; Ascomycota; Sordariomycetes; Diaporthales; Diaporthaceae
Exons: 4
Coding region: 1-525 (174 amino acids)
Source: RefSeq, a predicted model, not a curated record